AUGCAGCUGGACACGUUUCGAAUCGAGGAGGACCUUCUGCAGAUGAGUUUCAGCUCAGUGGAUGACGCUGCCUCCAGUGCUGCCGUCUGGGCGCUUUACAAGUCUGGAGAUGGCUGCGUGCCGGAAGCACGGGCGGUGCGAAACAUCACCAGCAUUGAGGCAGACUGGCAGCGAAGAGACAAUGUGCUGUUCAUACUAGACUGGGACGACACCAUCUUCCCAACGACGUGGCUCACGGCGAAGCCCUGGUAUCGGACAUGGAUCCGGGACAAGGGCUCGCUGGAAAACGUCGAACUUGAUCUGGAAACCGUGGCCGCACUUGAUGCGCUGGAUGCAGCGGCUUACGAGUUUCUCGCUUGUGUCAGCAGGGUUGCCACACCAGUCUGCAUCACUUUAUCCCAAAGACCAUGGGUGGAGAUGUCGAUGAAGGCUUUCCUGCCCCGCUUGGCUCGAUUCUGGGAGGAAGUUGGAAUCUCCGUGCAUUAUGCAGUCGAGGAAUAUGUUGCCACACCCACAAGGCAAGGCUUCUGGUGCCAGAAGCCGAGUGGGGCUGGCGGUCUGGAAGGCACCGUGCUAGAGCUUCACAUGCGCUCCAAUCGCAAGCGCAAGGUUAUGGAGCGUGUCUUGCGGCGGUUUUACCGGAAAAACAACAACUGUUGGUUGCAUGCCGUCAGCAUUGGCGAUGGCUUGGCGGAAAGGGAUGCUCUGCAGGAGAUUUCAAUGUGCCACCAAAACCCUCGAAACCCAGAGUCUGGUUCUAGCAGCAGAUUUUGUGUGAAGACCAUCCAAAUGCUUGAAGACCCCAGCUGUGAUCAUCUCCAGACCCAAUUGGAGGUCCUCAAGACAUGGACACAAGUUGUUAUGCACAGCGAUGAGGUCCCCUGGGAAGAGGAGCAACAACGUUUUAUGCCAUCUGUAUGCUUUCGAAAUGGACAGAUGAUCCGGUACCGGGGACGUCGCUUCAUCGAGGAAUUCCGGAGCAUGCUGAGCAAUUCCGGCGGGGUCUUCAUGUACCUGGAGCUGGAGGAGAAACCUCCUGCAGAUCCAAAGAAGCCCAACCCACCAGAGACGGCGGAGUUGACGAGGCAGUGCUCGGGCAGUGCCUGGAUCGACCUCCGGAGCCUGAUUGCUCCUGGAUCCUGCCGAGUGGAGACGGUCUGUACCCUCGAGGGGUCAGACUUGCUCCAAGGUGCCGGAACCUUUUUGCGUUUGUCGGUGGAGCUGAGCUUUGAUGUGACACCAGCAGAGGGUGAGGACAUGAAGGUUCAUCCUAGCAGUCUCCUUCCUCAGCGAAGUGGUCCUAGCAAAUUUUCAGCAUCGGAUGGUGCUGCUACAUCCUUCCUCGAGGCUGUGGAGCGUGGCUGCGAGACCAUCUUUAGAGACUGCUCAAAGAUUUCCAGCGUGGAAGAAGCCGUGACGCAGCUAAAGGAGGUCAACAGCUAUGAGGAUGUGAAGCAGGGCCUGCGCGAGUCGAUUAUUCGUGUUUUCCGCGAGCGCUUGCGCAAGGAGACCUCGGCGAUUCCCGGCAGGCCGUUGCGGGGUAAAGCGCGAGAAGACUUCAUCUCCAACGCGUAUUCCUAUUUGCAGCUGACCACGGCAGAAGUUCUGGCUAAACUACAUCCUUCGCCCGACGCAACAGAUGAGGUCUCAGACGCGACCAAAGAAGGUGCUAGGUUGGGGCGACUGGCGUAUGAGGCGGAGCUGGUUGGCAACUGGGACCGUGCAGCGGAGCUCCUGCAGAACCGUUUCCUGCUUGCGCAGGACCUUCGCAGCGACCCCUCCGAGUGGGUGGCCUUUGCCAAGUUCUGCGCCAGAAGAAGGGGUCGACAAGCUGCUGCUGAAGAGGCUCUCUGUCAGGCAGCGAAGCUCAUGGGAUCUGGCAAGGACGCGCCUCCCGAGCUUCAGCUUGAGGUGGAGCUCUUCCUGGCAUGCCUUGUUUUGGAACGUGGCCGGUACGAAGAGGCAAUCACGACUUUCCAGGCGAAAGUGGACAAGGACUUUGCGAACCCGAUGUUUCGCUUUCUUCUGGGUCUUGCACUUUUUUUGCGAUGCAGAUUCGAUGAGGGCCGAGCCUACCUCGAGUCAGCUGGCAAGCCCCGUGAAUGGUUCAAGGGCCUUCCAGAUGAGGCGGCUGUCGUCGACAAGCUGAAGGCCUUUCGGAAAACGGACGGGCCACCCAACCUGCCUCAGCUGGCUGGCUUUCUGGACAAGCUUCUGAGCUUCGGGCUUCCUAGCCUGGUCUUCACCUUCCUUGACCAGACCAGCCUGCUGUCAGAGGAGAGCUUGGCGAGUGAAAGCAUGGUCUUGGUUGAUGCCAAGGCACUGGCUUUGGACCGGGACCUAGCGGGCGCUGUCGCACGUGUCGAGCCGCUGUUGUCCUCAGAAGCAACGUCCUACGAGGUCUGGAAGCUUGCCGGGGAGUGCUACGUACAACUCCAAGACUUCGACAAAGCGCUGCAGGCCCUGCAGACUGCGCUUGCCUUCGAUGACGGGGUAGAAGACCCCGUGCUGCAUAUUCGAUUAGGCUCUGUGCUGCUCGUCAAAAAGCGCUGGAAGCAGGCUCGAGAUGCUUUCCUGCGAUCAAUCCACGCGACAUCGACGGCAGAGGCAUGGAGUGGUGUGGCUUACGCAGAAUUCCGUUCGGAUGAGUUGUCCACUUGCUAUGAGGCGCUGUGCGAGGCAAAUUUGCUCGACAACGAGCGGACUGAUGUCUGGGCGCUACUUUGCUUGGUACACCUGCGAAACGAGAAUUGGGACGCUGCUGACCAUGCUUGCAGGCAAUGUCUUAGCCUCCAGCCCGAUUGCGAAGAGCUGCUCCUCGAGGUGGCCAUGGAGUUGCAGCGCAAGGAGAGGCAAAUGUGUCUGGCGGAGGUUUGUGCAAGAAGAGCUUUGGAGAGCAAGGACUCGGGCCAGGGCCACAGCGUGCUGGCAGACGUGUUGGCGCAGAUGGGCAAGGCCGAGGCUUCGGUGCUGGAGGCGCAGGUCGCCCUGAAGAUGUUGGCAGAUCAGCCAGAGAUCCGCAAGGUGAUCUUCUCAAAGGCUCUGAAGCUCUGUCAGGAGCUGGAGGAUGCGCCUCUGACAGAGGCCCUGCACGCCUGCCAAAAGUUGGCGGAC
Molecule: messenger RNA, 3114 nt
Organism: Symbiodinium pilosum
Lineage: Eukaryota; Dinophyceae; Suessiales; Symbiodiniaceae
Source: the annotation of a GenBank genome assembly